GUUUGGGCUUAUUUUGUAGGCGUGAAUCGUGAUGAGCCGGAGACCGUGGAUCUAAAUCCACCUCCUUUUCCCUUUCCUUUCUUUGAAAAAGAAUAAAAAGAAUCAAAUUAGCAGACGCAAUUGGACUGAAAAACCUAACUGUCAUCGUGGAACUUUUCGACAGUUGAUUUAUGGUUCUUCUUCCCCCUUUCCUUUUUCCCAUUUCCCAUUUCUCAUUUCCCAUUCUUUUGGAUCAUUUUGUUCUUCCCCCAAUUUUUGUGCUGAGAUUCUAAAACCGUAAUCAAACGAGAUUUGAUUUUUCAACAACCCUAACAGCGAGAAACUUGUUUGUAAUUGGAAGAAAAUGAUCGUCUCUGGGUUCUGUUAGGGUUUUGUUUUCUAUUUCUGUCGUGGGUUCUUGAAAUUUUACAUUUAGCAAAGAUUUGAUCGAGUUAAUGGAGACCGCUCGUUCGGAAACAGGAUCUUUCGCCCAAACCGAAAUUAAUUGGGACAAGCUUGAUAAAACUAAGUUUUACGUGGUAGGAGCAGGAAUAUUUACAGGACUUACAGUUGCACUCUACCCAAUAUCUGUGGUAAAAACAAGAAUGCAGGUAGCUACAAAAGAGUCUGUUGAAAAGAGUGCAUAUGAUGUUAUUCGAGGUUUACUGAAAACAGAAGGCAUCCCAGGUUUAUACAGAGGUUUUGGCACAGUUAUCACAGGGGCAAUUCCGGCAAGAAUUAUAUUUCUGACAGCAUUGGAGACCACAAAAGUUGCUGCUUUCAAAAUGGUUGACCCGUUUAAGCUUUCGGAUCCUACAAAAGCUGCUAUUGCUAAUGGACUUGCUGGAAUGACAGCUUCCCUUUGCUCUCAGGGUGUCUUUGUUCCUAUUGAUGUGAUAAGUCAAAGAUUGAUGGUUCAAGGGUAUUCAGGGCAUGCGAGCUACAAUGGAGGGGCAGAUGUUGCCCGUAAAAUCUUAAAACAAGAUGGAAUCCGCGGGCUAUACAGAGGAUUCGGUCUGUCUGUCAUGACUUAUUCGCCUUCUAGUGCUGUUUGGUGGGCCAGCUAUGGCUCUAGUCAACGUCUUAUAUGGAAUUUAUUAGGUCAUGGAAAUGAUAGCAAUGGAUCUCUUCCGACGCAAGGGACAAUUGUUAUGGUUCAAGGUGCGGGUGGAAUAUUUGCGGGGGCCGCAGCAUCUUGUGUCACAACUCCACUUGAUACUAUAAAGACUCGACUACAGGUAAUGGGACAAGAAAAGCGACCCUCUGCACGCCAAGUCAUCAAAACAUUGAUUGCGGAUGACGGUUGGAAAGGUUUCUAUAGAGGGAUUGGUCCGAGGUUUUUUAGCAUGUCCGCAUGGGGAACUUCCAUGAUACUCGCAUAUGAAUAUUUGAAGCGGAUAUGUGCUCAAGAUUUGUAGUUAGUGUGCAUCGACUACGCGUUUCAAUCCAUGGGGUUUGUUGGAUAUACUUUUGUGGUUCUUACUUGUUGAGGAUGCAUGCAUGUAUACAUAUACUCUAUUAUAUAGUGUCCGAAAUGGCACAAGGCUCUCUCUCUCUUUCUUUGGUUUACAUGAAGAGUAAGAAUUAGAUCACUUCACAUAAAAAAGCAAAUGUAUGGAUUCAUACAUCAUUCUUGAUUCUUUUAACCAUUUUUGACAUACUAGAAUUGAUUCGAUUCAAGGUUGUAUU
Molecule: messenger RNA, 1668 nt
Organism: Lactuca virosa
Lineage: Eukaryota; Viridiplantae; Streptophyta; Magnoliopsida; Asterales; Asteraceae
Source: the annotation of a GenBank genome assembly